AUGGUCUGCUAGCUCAGAUGGUGGUAGGACUGCAGGGAGUAAAGACGUGCCGCUGAGCUGUGCUUGGGAAGUGUUUGUUGGUGUUGGUGCUUGACACUUGAUGUUCCAGUGAGUUGUAGUAAAUGCAGAUCGGGCGCAGCAGUUUUGUAAGCGUGCCCAUGCGCCGCCAUGCCUUCUAUUGAUGGUGAGGCUGCAGCAGGAUACAGUGGUGGCAGUAUGAGUGGUGGAAGCGUCGCACCGGUGGUGGAGGCAGGCGAGCUGUGUGAGGUGCUGCGGCGGGCACAUGGAGUCGAGGAGAUACUGAUGCUAGAUUGCCGUGGCGCCGACGACUACAGAGCAGGACACAUCCGCGGGGCCGUGAGUGUAGGCCUCCCGUCCCUGAUGCUCCGGCGCCUGGCCUCGGGCAAGCUGAGUUUGCCUCAGGUCGUGCGACACUUGGCUGCUGACGGCGGAGAUCGGCUCGCCAGGCUCCACCAGUGUGUCCCUAUCGUUCUCUACGACCACGCCCACGCUAGCAACCCGCUCAUGCCCACACUCAUGACCAUCCUCUGUAGGAAGUUCAACCAGGAGGGCUGCAUCGCACACUGCCUAUCAGGUGGCUUCGAGGAGUUCCGGUCACGGUUUCCCGAAUGGUGCGAGAGCGCGCUGCCCAACGAACCGCCGAUCGUGGGCUUCAAGAGUCUGAGGAUCACGUGCCUGGAGGCCGAGGAGGACGUCGAAGGAGCGUGUGACUCCAGCCUCGGGAGGGACACCCCCCUCGACGACCUGGGCUUCCCCGUGGAGAUCCUGCCACACCUCUUCCUCGGCAACGCCAAGAACUCGGGAGAUCGAGAUGCGCUUAAUAGACACAAGAUUAGGUAUAUUAUCAACGUGACGCCAAACCUGCCCAAUGUGUUCGAAAAUUCCGGGAACUACAAGUACAUGCAGAUUCCCAUCGCCGAUCACUGGAGCCAAAACCUCGCUUCCUUUUUCCCGCAAGCAAUUCAGUUUAUUGAUGAGGCGCGGGAGGCGGGCGUGGGCGUGCUGGUCCACUGUCUCGCGGGAAUCUCUCGCUCCGUCACCAUCACUGUCGCCUACCUCAUGUACAAGGAGAAGCUCAACCUCGAGGAAGCCUACGAGUACGUCCGCGUCAAGAAGGCCAACAUAGCCCCCAACUUCAACUUCAUGGGCCAGCUGCAGGACUUCCAGCAGCAGCUCAACCUGUCGCCUCACAAGUGCCAGUGUGUGGCCGAGUGCCGCUGCCGCCACCUCCACUUCCUCACGCCGGCCCGCACGUCCCCAGACUCGGGCAUCGAGUUCGACCGCUUCUCAUGAGGGCUGACCCCCGCUGCCUCCAUGCCCGCGGGCGGCACCCCUAGGCUCUGCCUGGAGUCCCCUGCGCCGCCCGCCCUUCCGCCCGCGGGUGUGGAGGCAGUGUCCGGCCCUGGCGGGGCCCGGGCCGACGACCACACUGAGGAGGACGAGGGGAAAGGAGGAGACGAAGGGGAAGAAGACGAGGGGGAGGGAGGAGCGGAAGGAGGGAACGACGAGGAGGAGAGGGGCUCCGACCUCCCCACCUGAGCAGCCUCGGCGGCGACGGCCCCACCCAAGUGCCAAAGGUGACCCUCCCUCUCGCCUCCUACACGGCCCCCCUUGGGAGUGUCCUACCCCCCACCCGGGUGAGCCCCAGGGGAGGAGCCCCGGGUCACCACACACGGCAGGGGGGAGGGGCCAGGAGGAGCCUGCGGCCCCCCUUGCCAUAAUCCAAACUUCCAGGUACAAAUUUCUCGACGAGUGAUCUCGCUUCUUUCGGGGAACCGCGUCGGCCGGCGACGGGGCGCGGGGGCGGCGCCACCUCCUCCGCCCUCCGAGCCGGCGCUACGUUCAUUCAGAGGAAAAUAUCUUUUAUUUUUAAGGAAGAUAUGUGAACAGUUAUGAAGUGUGGUGUUCAGGCUGCCACGAGCCUCUAACCAGUGUGUUCAUCAGUUGAACUUCAGCGAGUGCGAAAAUGUGUGUGAAGGUUUGAGACGUUGUUUCUUCUGUACAGUUGUCUGGAUGCAACACUAUGAGGUGAUAAACAAUCAUAAAUAUUUCAAAAAAUACAAAAAAGUCUUAAAAGAAACCCAAAAACGUGAUACAGAUUGUUUUUUCCCAGUAUUUUGGUACCACAACAUUGAGAAAGACGGUACGCUUACCUUUCCAAAAACAAAAACAAAACAAAAAAACUUACGAGACGGCGACGGUGGGGUUUUGCAUAGAGAAAAAAAAACCCAAAAUGAAAAACCAAACCAAUCCCUUACAAUAUAUAUAUAUAGAUGUAUUCCCUUUGAUGUGGAGCGAGAGAGAGAGAGAGAGAACAAGAAAACCAAACCAAACAUAAAAAUAGAGGAGACAUUUCUCGAAAUACGAUAAAUAUUCUUACUGUUUUGGACUUCCAUAUUCAUUUCCGAAAGAAAAAAAAAAUGGCAAAAAAGUGUUUUAAAAAGUCCGUAGUGCACCUGUGUUUUCCCGCCAUCAAAGGGUUAAUCGUGACCUCGCCGCGCCUCUCGGACUCGCACCUCCUCAGGGAUCAGGUCAGGCUGGGUCACACGGAAGGAUGAACGGAAGGUCAUUCAUUCAGGGUCAUUUGGAAAGUAAAGAAAGAGGAAUAGGAAGGAAAAUUCUUAAAGGCAGAAGGGGAGGAAGGAGAAGAGAGAUGGAUAAGAACAAGGGAAAUUCAGUGAAUGAAUUCCCCUUGGAUGCGAGAGAGAAGAUCCUAAGGUGUAUAUGGUAAUUUUCUUUGCCUUGUCAUGCUCGACAGGUAGUGAUGUGGUUUGACCAUGUGUGAGCAGGGUAGAAAUGAUUUUGGAAUUUCUUGUGUGGGGUUCAAAACCCUUCAUUGUCAUUUGGCGUUUAGAAAAGGUAAUUAUUUUGGAUAUCCUCUCCCAUGACCCACCUGGCAAGACCCUGAGGCGAUGCAACCCCCUUGUAAAUUGCUUUAAAGCAGAAGAUAUCGGAAAAAAAAAACUAACACGAGUAUUUACACAUAUAUAUGUAUUUGUGAAACGGUCUACGUACAAAAUUAACAAAAAAAAAAUCAUAUGUAUCACAUUGAUUUCCUUUUUUGAAGAUAAAAAAAAUAAUAAUAAUAAUAAAUACAAUGAAAGUAAUAUAUUUUUAAUGUUAUAACUCGAACGGCCAAUGUGCUUUUUUAUUUCUUAUACGUGUACAGUUUAACUAGACUACCAUUAUUCAUAUCACCGCUCAAAUAUGUGGAUCACUUUGUACGGGCGGGCUCGGUGGAGGGGAGGGGGCAGCGCUCCCUCUGACUGCCAAAUCCACACUCUUGAUACCCCCUUCCUCCGCUGGGGCCCUCCUUCCCCCCUCUCCCCCUUCAUAUCCCCCCCCCCCCUUAAGAAUCCUCCGACAUCAACCCUAAGUAAUCUUCGCACAAUUCAUUGUCUGGACGUGUGUAUACGCAAUUGUGAAUGUACGUACAUGGCACUCCUAUGUACGUACGUCCCACAUUUGCAUGUACAUACAAGGAGUCGAUUUGGUGAUCUCUUUCAAAUAAGAAUGUGGCAACUGACGACCGCGAAGUGCCUUUAUGGAGUCGAACUUUCUUAUACACUAUGGAAGCUGAAGUCUUUAUAUAUUGUCGUAGACUGUCAUUCGUGCUCAUCCCCAUAGAGAUAGGAUAUUGUAUUUUUUCACUCGAAUCACCUAAACUUUAAAAAAAAUACUACAUUUAACGGAGUCUGCCGCGAGCCGUACUAUCUCCCCUCUGACUUUUCUUGUUUCUCUUUGUAAAAGCCCAGAGUACUUAAUUGUUUUACUUGUGUAUAAAUAAAGAGAAGAUAUUAGAUGUAGCUUUUGUGAAGAAAAUAACUUUUUUGAUGAGAUGUAUGUUCCCCUCCACCCUUGCCCCCCCCCCCCCCCCCCCAGAUAACAUGUACUGCAUGCCGAGAAGAUUCUCCCCCCAGCCCCCCUUUUCCUUAAAACUUGAGCUCGCGGUAAACAUGUCUCCCUCCUCCCGAAACCAGACAUUAUAAGCAUAACACGUACACACGCGUACACACCAUGACAUUAACACACACACGAGAGAAAUUUUUGUGUACACGGUCCGUGCGACAUACUGAUCACUCACGCUUAACCAUUGCCUGGCGAUGUGUACACAUUUUGAUCACACACUCGUCGCCUACCAGUCAGUAUUGCCAAGUAGCGGUGCGUCAAAGGCAGUGUUACGCUUCUAGGAACUCCGCUGGCCUAAAAAAAAAAUAAGUUUGAUCCUUAUUUUGGUCUCCACAAUGUAAAGUUCACGUAGGCCCAUACCAGGCGGAGGUAUAAAAUGUCUUUUGUUCUUGUGUUGUCCAGCAGCGAUCUCAGACACGGUGUUCUCAUAUCUACUACACAACAUAUACAAGAUACGAGGCCUAUAUAUACUGUAGGGGCUUUGUCGGUAUUUUUUUCAAACAGUGUUGGAUCCGAAUGUAAGACUAGUUAAGACUGCGGUCGUCUGUUUGAUCGCGAAACUUUAUUCGCUACUUUUUUUUUCAAAUUUUAUUACUGUUUGGUGUCUUGUAAUUGCCAUAUGCGCUUUGCGUUCUCGAGUUGUAGUAGACAAUAACAACAACCCGAUUUUGAAUGACGCUCCCCACGCCCUCCACACUCAUUCAUACUCCCAUCAUGACGUACACGCGUAUUUUUUACACACACACACACACACACACACACACACACACACACACACACACACACACACACACACACACACAGUUAAAAAAAAAAAAGACUUUUUGACCUGCUGGACCCCAGGAUCGUACUCUCCAUCCAUUUUCUGUACUCAUCCAUCCAUGUGUAUUCCUCAACAUUGGACACCACCAGCUUCCAUGCUCUACCCACAUGUAGCAAUACACUGACCCAUGUGAAAGUUGAUGCGCUUGAUGGAAAGGCAGGAUAGAACACGAGGUCUCCACUUUCAAAAGAAAAGACGCUGUAGGUUGUCUUCUGUUUGUAUUUAUUAUGUUUUUUUUAAUAGGUUUUCUAUUCGGUUUUGAUUUUUGUUCUGAGUGAACCCCUUUUUUUCGGGUGAAGAAAGUGAAUGCUGUAUGGUAUGUCACCUUUAGGUUGUUUCACUUGUUUAAAACUAAACUGCCUAUAUAAACUACACUGUACGGCUUUCUUUGUAUGUACAUACCUUACAAUAUAUAUAUAUAUAUAUAUAUAUAUACAUAUAUUAUGUAUUUAAUAUAUAUAUUAAAUAUAUAUUAUAUAUAUAUUUAAUAUAUAUUAUAUAUAUUUGAUAUAUAUGUAUAUAUUGUAUAUAUUAUAUAUAUGUAAUAUAUAUUAUAUAUAUAUAUGAGGAGUCUCCAGCACAAAUGAGAAGGCCUAGCGUCCUAUUCUGCCUUUGUGUCCCUUAGACGGAUAGCCAUCUUGAACCCGGAUCAGAACUGGCGACUGAACCUGGUUUUUGAUGAUUAUUCGGUUAAUUGAUCAUUUCCGAGAGAGAGAGAGAGAGAGAGAAGAGAUGAGUUAAAAGUCUUCUAUUUUGCAUUGAGAUAUAGAUGAAAAAGAAUAGUUUUUUGUAAUAGUAUUUACUGUUACUGUUAUUACUCUAUUUAACUAGGAAUAUCGUUAUGAUAACUAUCCAUAUAGUUAUUUUUUAUUAUUAUAAUUAUUAUGAUUAUUGUAAUUAGUACUGUUUAUAUUAUUAAUUUUUCCCCUGAGUCCUCCUUUUUAAGUUUUUUAAUGUAAUGCAAUAAAUAAGACACGUUUUAAAGUUAUGUUAUCCUUUGCCCUUUGUUUGUUUGUUUGAUGACGUCACUCGGUGACGUUUUUCCCUUCCAUGUCUCUUUCGUUUUCCGUUUUUGUAAACAUGAAAUUGUAUAGUUAUUUUCUUCCAAGUCACUGUAUUCUUUGUUUCUUGGUAUUUAUCUCCUAUUCCCCACAUUCGUUAUUUUGCCUCCACUUUGUACAACCAUAUCCUAUCCUCUAUUUUUUUAAAUCAUAUUUAUCCUUGUUAUUGUACAUUGAUCGAUCACCCUGCCCCCCCACCCCACCCCUACCCCCUACUCUUUUCCAUUGUCCCCCCUCCUCCUCCCAUUCCUUGCUUUCGUUUUCUUUACUUUGUCGUUCUUCCUUCCCGUUUUCUUUACUUUGUCGUUCCUCCUUCCCGUUUUCUUUACUUUGUCCUUCCUCCUUCCCGUUUUCUUUACUUUGACUGGUAGUUGUUAAGACCCGUUUUAUUACCUUCAUGUAGACAACCUGCCGUUCAUAUAGAAGGAUGUUACUAUAUUUUGGAUAAUAAAUAUUAUAAAUGAA
This is a messenger RNA of Penaeus chinensis, 6279 nucleotides long. RefSeq names its product dual specificity protein phosphatase 7-like. NCBI's taxonomy places the organism in Eukaryota, Metazoa, Arthropoda, Malacostraca, Decapoda, Penaeidae. Gene Ontology annotation, biological process: negative regulation of MAPK cascade; protein dephosphorylation. The record is from RefSeq and is a predicted model, not a curated record. The transcript has 4 exons. Gene Ontology annotation, cellular component: cytosol; cytoplasm. The coding region runs from base 169 to 1314 and encodes 381 amino acids. Gene Ontology annotation, molecular function: protein tyrosine/threonine phosphatase activity; MAP kinase tyrosine/serine/threonine phosphatase activity.